AGCGGAGAGGACUUUGCUGUCAGAUCAAAAGUAUCAGAGUUGCAGGAGAUCCGAAAGUGCAUUCUCUUGGUCAGCACAGUGUCCACGGACGGAGUAGGAGCUGGAGAAACAAUCAGAAGCCAGUCGAGGUGGUCUAUAGGAACACAACGCACAGGAAAAGAGUAGGAGGAUAGUGGCAGAAAAGGUGCAACGAGAUAUUUCAAUAGACUUGUGAGCAAUGCACUGGCAGCAUGGCCAGAUGGUUCAAGGAACACCUAGGAUUCAAAACUACCAAAGCACCACCUCCGGCGCCCCCGAAACCGGACUACAGACAUUGUCACGCCGCUGUGACCGGUACGCCUGGCUACCAACAACCAAGCUCCGGGGCCACCUCGCUCUAUCCAAGCCCCGCACAGCCGGACAUUCUUGCUGCUUACAAACUACAAAAGGAACUGGACUUCGAAGACCCGUACACGGGAGGAGGAAAUAUUUCGUUUGGAACUGGUAUGGGCUCUGUGGGGUCGCCGGACAUAAAGUAUGUGUCACCAAAGCACCGGCUUAUAAAGGUGGAAACAAUCGAGAAAAGCAACUCUACUCCGGGCAGCGGUAUCAUAGUCCAAGCUGUUGCUGUUGGGAACGUUAAAUCUCCCACUUCACCACCUCCUGAGCAUGAGAAUAAAGAAAAGCUCAUUAUCCUGGAUGACUAUGCAGACCCAUUUGAUGCAGAGCAGGACGGGGGGACCCAGGCCAACACAGAGAAGGUGACCCAGGCCAGCACAGAGAACGAUGGCUACAUGGAGCCCUAUGAGGCCCAGAAGAUGAUGGCAGGUAGAUCAAUACUCUGUUCUCUCCUGGGGUCUUCAAACCCCCAGCACAUUACAUUUGACAUUUUAGUCAUUUAGCAGACGCUGUUGUCCAGAGUGAGUAGUGAGUGUAUACAAUUUUGUCAGUUAUCAGUUACCGCCUUCAUCCGCCUUUCCAGACGUUUGGGAGAUGGGACUCCUGUAUCCGCCUGGUCAGCCGUUGAGGACUUGUGGCUUUGUAAUUGGAGUGAGUGACUGCCUGCCCGCCAGAGUUUGAGAGCCCAGUCUACCCUAAAUUUUCCCGUAACCCUGGGUGGGGGCCCUAACCGGGUGGUGUCAGCCGGAGCCAGCUGAGCCCGAGGGCAGAGGCGUCACUCUGAGGUAACAUGCAAGGCAGAGCAGAGCAAAGUGAAGCAAAUCAAAGCAUAGCAAAGCAAGCAUGGCAAAGCAAUGCUACCCGCUACCUCUUACUAACUAAUCUCUGGUUGGGUUCAGUGUGGCGUUUUUGUUGGUCAACUCUCUCUGGUAUCUUGGAUUAGCCUUCCAUUCAGCCUCAGCCUCUCUGUGGAAUUACAGGUUACAUGUCUAGUAAUGCAUCUUAGCCUUUGUAGUGUCGAGUCAAUGUUGCUAAUCAUUGCUGUUAAACAAAGGAGUCCGCCCAUACUGAACUUUGAUC
Coregonus clupeaformis (lake whitefish) is the source of this 1458-nucleotide messenger RNA. RefSeq names its product SH2 domain-containing adapter protein B-like. Gene Ontology annotation, molecular function: phosphotyrosine residue binding. The record is from RefSeq and is a predicted model, not a curated record. Lineage: Eukaryota; Metazoa; Chordata; Actinopteri; Salmoniformes; Salmonidae. Bases 231 to 881 code for a protein of 216 amino acids. The transcript has 2 exons.